AUGGCUAAAAGGUGGUCCAUACAUCAGCUAGAUGUUAAAAAUGCUUUUCUGCAUGGUGACUUACAGGAAACAGUUUAUAUGCAUCAACCUCCGGGUUUCUAUGAUCGGAGAAAGCCCGAAUAUGUCUUCCGUCUUCGCAAGGCUCUAUAUGGUUUGAAACAAGCCCCAUGGGCUUGGUAUCAACAUUUUGCAAAUUUUUUGAUCAAGUUGGGAUUCGUCAUUGCUAAGAGUGACACUUCUCUUUUCACGUUUAAGCAAGGGAACGACUUAGCAUAUUUACUGCUUUAUGUUGAUGAUAUUAUUCUAAUCACUUCUUAUGACAGGUUGCACACGGGAAUUAUUUCUAGCUUACAGACAGAAUUUCCCAUGUCGGACCUAGGGCCACUGAGUUAUUUUUUGGGAAUUGCAGUUACUCGCACACCCUCUUUUAUGUUAUUGUCUCAGCAAAAAUAUGCACAGGAAAUAUUAGAGCAUGCAGGUAUGAGUUCUUGUAAACCUGCCGCCACUCCUGUCGACACUAAGUCCAAACUUAGUGCUAAUACGGGUUCUCCAUUCCGGGAUCCUACUCUGUAUCGCAGCCUUGCAGGUGCACUUCAAUAUCUUACUUUUACUCGUCCAGAUAUUGCUUAUGCGGUACAACAGUUGUGUUUAUUUAUGCAUGAUCCUAGGGAGCCGCAUUUUGAUGCGUUAAAACGCAUUCUGCGCUAUAUUCAGGGUACAAUUGAUCACGGUUUACAUUUAUAUCCUUCUGCUCCUACUUGCUUGAUUACUUAUACUGACGCUGACUGGGGAGGUUGUCCUGACACCCGUCGUUCCACAUCGGGUUACUGUUGUUUUCUCGAGGACAACCUCGUUUCUUGGUCAGCAAAGCGUCAACCUACUUUGUCUAAAUCAAGUGUAGAGGCGGAGUAUCGAGGCGUUGCAAACGUGGUUUCUGAAGCAUGUUGGCUUCGUAAUUUAUUAUUGGAGCUUCAUUGUCCCCUCCGACAGGCUACUAUCGUUUACUGUGAUAAUGUCAGUGCAAUCUAUCUCUCUAGUAACCCGGUUCAUCACCAACGCACCAAACUUGUGGAAUUGGACAUCUACUUUGUUCGGGAAACGGUUGUGUUGGGUGAGGUACGGGUCCUUCAUGUUCCAUCACGAUAUCAGUUUGCAGACGUCUUCACUAAGGGCCUAUCAAGGGAGCUAUUCUUAGACUUCAGAUCCAGUCUCUGCGUACGACCUCCUCCCGCUUCGACUGUGGGGGUGUGA
Chenopodium quinoa (quinoa) is the source of this 1251-nucleotide messenger RNA. RefSeq lists its product as uncharacterized. The transcript has a single exon. Lineage: Eukaryota; Viridiplantae; Streptophyta; Magnoliopsida; Caryophyllales; Amaranthaceae. Bases 1 to 1251 code for a protein of 416 amino acids. The record is from RefSeq and is a predicted model, not a curated record.